Messenger RNA from Pomacea canaliculata, 2810 nucleotides. RefSeq lists its product as uncharacterized. The record is from RefSeq and is a predicted model, not a curated record. The coding region runs from base 589 to 2007 and encodes 472 amino acids. NCBI's taxonomy places the organism in Eukaryota, Metazoa, Mollusca, Gastropoda, Architaenioglossa, Ampullariidae. The transcript has 6 exons. Gene Ontology annotation, cellular component: membrane. Gene Ontology annotation, biological process: multicellular organism development; Notch signaling pathway.
UGUCGGCAGUGUGUUAUCGAGGAUAGACCAUGCAGCUGGAAUUCUUUACAUCAAUAAAUUUAACUUUUUCUUUCACAAUCUGUGCAUUUUUACGAGAAGUGUUCAGCAAUCUGACUAGCAGCAAAGAGGAACGCCAUCUGAAAAAUAAAUAAAAUAAACAAGGGGAGUGAAGGACUAGAAGCAACUGAAUGGUUUCCUCUCUUGCAGCUGUACUGUGAAAUUGUAAAAUAGUUGAGGAUUAAUGGUCAGCCACCUGCCACAUGGGCGCAUAUACUUCUUUGAUAUAAAACAGUUAAUAUGUAUCUUUACUAGGAGAAGAAACAUUCUUUCAGAAAAACUUUGACACUUUUCAUCAUUGAGAAGUGAUUCGUGGAAGGUAGAUGUGGAAACUUGCUGACGACCUGUUUUCACAAACAAGGAAGGACAACCAAUGUUUCUGCUUUUGUUCCUCUGCAAAUUGACUUUUCACGGAAAGUAGCGAAUAUUUCUGAAUCGUACUGUCUGGAACAAAGCUUUUGACGAGAGCUUUGCAGGACUCACAGAAAGCCUGUGGAUACAUUUAUGUAACAGAAAGCAACGACAAAAAAGAUGAUGCGUGUUCUUUUUGUGGCAGUUUCCUUGCUGUUACAGAGCUGCCAGGUUGAGACCGAUGGCCGCUUUUUUCUUGGCUUUCUUGAGUAUCUCAAUUCUGAUAACCGCAAUUUCUCUGGAGAGUGCUGUGACGGUGCUGAAGACAGUUCAGGGAUGUGUCAGGAUCCAUGUGACCUGCUCUUCCAAGCAUCCGUGACUGGGUUGAAUGGACUCAACACAAUCACUCGCCGGCUGUCUGAUCGACCUUUCAACUCCAGUAGCCACCCAAACACAACCUUCCAAUUCCUGAGUCAGGGUUUGACCAAUCCGCUCGUCUUUACUUUCGACGAGUGGCCGAUGUGCGUACAAGUCACCAUAGAGAUCGACGACGUGGACAUGAUCUACACAGACGGUCGCCCAAACAAAAUGGAGCUCGUGGACACCAUGAGCCUGCUGGUGACGUCACAGGCACCUUCCGCCAUGUACAUGUAUACACCGGAAACACUGAUCGGGAGUCGGCGCGGGCAUCCUUUCAGAUUGAAAGUGGCUUACCGCUUUGACUGGGAUGAGCAUGCAGACGACAUUAUCCUCGAGGAUUCUGCUCACAUCACGAAAACCAACACCCUGCUGUGUCCUGGAGCUACGACCAGUCUCGCGACUAGCUCAUCAAGCAUUAGCAUCAUUGACAGCUCCCUCAGACCAGCAACAUCGUCCUCUGUUGCAAGAUCUUCUACCCUGUCCUUACCGCCUUCGUCACCCACAGAUAUUAAAAUUCAACCCACAACGACACUUCAUCAAACUGCCGAACUCUCUACAUCCUCUAUACUGGAAACAUCCUUCGUUUUGCAGAUGAUAAUAUCAGAGUCCUCUGUGAUGACAGAACGCAGUGCUGUAACAAGUGGGUGGACAGAACUUAUCGUUGAAACGGAUUUUACUUCAGAGACCUCGACGAAGGCAACACAAAACUCGGCUAGCGACUCUCCUAUCCACCCAACACAAAGCCUGAAAGUCGACUCCAGCACCGAACCUUCUCAUUUUUCCAUGUCCUCUAUCCUAUUCACAGAAAUGUCGCCUACGCCGACGAGAGAUAUGUCUUCAAACAUUUUAGCUGCGACCUCGACAUCAACAGAAUUUAAAGAGACAUCGUCGUUUCCGUCAUACACGGAGGUUCCAGAUGAAAAUGGGAACAAGAGCAGUCCAGUCGUCAUGACGGAAUCACCAGAUGAGCCUAUGAAAUAUUGGGAGUUGAUACUCGGUUGUGUACUAGGAGGCAUGGCUCUCAUCUCCCUCCUUGGCUUCCUUUUCUACCUGCGAAAGCAAAGAGCAAUGUUGAAGCGGCAGGAAAUUUAUACAGUGACCCCUCGACUUGUCAGCGUUGUGGAAGAAAACGGAACAGCUGGGAGAAGUGACAUUCCAGUUGAGACAGCAGAAUAUUAAGAUUACUUUGUUACAUAGCAUAUUCAUUUUGAGACAACAGAAUAUUAAGAACAUGUUGUUUUGUUAAAUAUUCAUGUUGGGACAGCAGAAUAUUAGAAAUGUGUUACUUUACCUAUUGAUAUCAUCAUCAUCAUCAUCAUCAAUUGUCAAUCAUCAUUUUAUUAUUAUUAUAAGAAAUAAUAUGCUGUAAUAAUAACUGUAGUAGUAGCUGCAGCCUCAACUGAGAGGGCUGAUGAGCUGUAUCUAGUCAAGAGCUGACCAGUUUUGUUUAGUUAUUAGUCAUUAGAUAUCACCGCAUCUUGAAAAUGUCUAUGACAGUGUAUCAAUUCACUAGUACUCAUUGUACAUUACACGCUUCAUUUCAAUUUUAAGCAAAACGAUUGCCCAUCCCUGACCUAGACUCCUCGUCAGAUAAAUUUAUUUGACAUUUGAGAUGAGAUAAAAGCGUUGUCACAACAUUUGUAAAAUGUGAUUUCUGUUUUACCUGAGCUGCUUGUCGGGUGUGGGUAUAUCUAGUCGAUUUGUCAAAUAGUCAUUUUUCAAAUAAACUUUUGGGCAUUUUAAUCACAACAAAAUGCUGAAAACAUAAUUUUAUGUUUGAAGACUUGUAAACUUUUGUGGAUUCAGUCACUGCCAUUAUCUUUAUACUUUUUACAAAAAAAAUGCCAUUUUGAUGAAAUGAUUUAUCUCUGAUGACUAUGAACUGACUACACUUCUUUGGAACAGGAGGUUCAAUUUCGUUCUUGUUAAUCAUGCACUGCCCCACAUCACAUGUAUAUUAAUAUGCCAAAUAAAUACUAAUU